GCUCAUGUCUUGGUUUAUAAACUUAUGUAAGGUUGCAGGAUCUCUCUUCUUAAUUAGUCUCUUUGUACAAAUAUGCUGGUUUAGGACACACAUUGAUUUGAGGGGUAUUGGAGAGAGUGAGUGAGAAGGGCAAUAAUUAAAAACUGGACCAAGGUUGAAGGCUGUGGUAGAGGACCAACAUGACCUUGUCGGUUGUUCUGCAAGACAAAUUCUCACCACUCCUUCUGAGUGCAAAACAACCUCUUCCCCUGUUCCUUUCCUACUUGGUUUUUAUGGGGCUGGAUGGCUGGUAGGAAACAACACCCUUCUAGGCCCUAUUCCCACCUUAACACCACUUUCCCAUAAACCAACAUUAACAAUAUAUAUGAACCAAGAUGUCUAGCUUAAUCAAUGUUAACUCUUAACACUCCCUUUGUGUCUCCUAAGGUGCUGUGUUUCUGGUGCAAUUAAGCUUUCCACUCCUCAAAUCUCUAUAGCCUAGGAGGUCUCUGAGAAUAGGAUUGAUUAGUGAAAAUUGGUUGGUGGGAUUAGCACCCAGAACGUCAAUAUCAGAAUAAGCAAAGAAUAAUUGUGGGCGUGCUAGUAAUUAUGUCUUUGGUUGAGUCUGGUCUUGGAUUAGAUGGGAUAUAUAUGAAUUAGGGUUGAGCAAGCAGGCUACAGGAACACAGAUCCACAAGCAUAAUUAAAGCAAAAAAUCACCAAGAUGAUGAUGGUUUAAGAAAAAGAUUAGAGCGAGUCAUAAUUAGAGGGUUGAGAUCAAACGUAGCUAGCUAGAUCUUGGACACCACAGAAACCAAACUUUGAUGGAAACGAGAGGGCAAGAUAAGGAAAUAGAGAUACCAACCACAACCACUUUAGGUUAUUCUUCUUCUUCUUCUUCUUCCAAGCUCUCUUCCUCAACUCUAGGUGAAAGAAGUAGCAGUGAUCAUGAUCAACAUCAUCAAACACCUCAUCAACCUCACACAUUAAUCUCACCUCACCAUAAUCUCUAUCCACCACCACAACCUCCUUCUCUUGCACCCCCUCAACCUCAUCAUAGACCCACAUCAGAUCCAGAUCUAACCACCCCAAUUGCUCCCACAUCGAACCCUUCAAGAACAACACCUCAAACAAUAACAACAAUAACAACAGCAACCGCAACAACCUCGUCCCAGUUGAUCAGAUACCGAGAAUGUCUUCGGAACCACGCGGCAAGCAUGGGGAGCCACGUGGUGGAUGGUUGUGGAGAGUUCAUGGCAAGUGGAGAGGAAGGCACGCCGGAAUCACUAAGAUGCGCAGCGUGUGAGUGCCACCGCAACUUCCAUAGAAAAGAAGUCGAAGGUGAACUAUCACAACCACAACCGCAAUCGCAACUGCAACCGCCGCCGCAACCUCAACAUGUUCCAAACUAUCAUCACAACUACUACACGAACAAGCACAACGGUCACCUUCACUUCUCUACACCCUCUUCAUCUUCCCUCCAUCAUAGAUUGGUUCCCACUUCCUCCACACCAGGUUUGGUUCCUCCAGUGAUGAUGGCCUUUGGAGGCCCAGCUGAGUCAUCAAGUGAAGAUCUCAACAUGUUUCAGUCCAACACAGGAGCACAGGUGUCAGUGCAGGCACCACUUUCCAAGAAGAGGUUCAGGACCAAAUUCUCUCAACAACAGAAAGAUAGGAUGAUGGAGUUUGCAGACAAGAUUGGUUGGAAGAUCCAGAAACACAAUGACCAGGAGGUACAGCAGUUUUGUUCUCAAGUGGGUGUCAAGAGACAGGUUUUCAAGGUUUGGAUGCACAACAACAAGCAAACAACUAGUAAGAAGCAGCAAAUGUAAGCCUAGGUACUAUGCUAGUCUCACUCUUCCAUCUUUUCUAGACUACUUCUCUUCCGUGUUGUUUGGAAAGAAAUAAAUAAAAAAAAACAAACAAAAAGAUUAAUUUUUAAGUGAAUAAUUGUAGAUUAGAUGUGCAUAUAUAAUGCAUAUAUAUUAUUCAGGCAGAGGAAGCUAGCUGUAGCUAGAUACAUAGAUACAUACAUUAAUUGACAGCAGCUAUAACUUGCCAUCUUAAAUUACUCAUUUUCUCAUAUGUAUGCUGUUCAUAGGCAGCAAAGAAAAUUUGCACUGCUUUUUUGGUGCAGAAAAAUAUGUACGGACUAGUUCUCAGUUUCUCUUUCUCUCUUUUGGCGUGACUAGCAUUUUCACCAUGGGGCAAAACUCUAGAGAGAGAAAAGGGAAAAGAAGAAAAAGAGAUAAGAACAUGAAUAUGGGUAUGCGUUGUUUGUCAUAACUCGUAAGGUUCUUAGUCUAGCUGUAAUAACAAUAUUUCAUGCACGAUACUUUGACGAACUUUUCUAUUUUAAUCAUGGAAGUGUUGUUGGUUCGUGAACCUAGCCUGUUCACUUGUUUGCUAAUCAAUGUAGAAGGCUUUGGAGAAAAUAGGAUACCACACCACACUACUCAUGAGUCAUGACCCAACCACAAUUUUGUCCUCUCAUAGUCAUUGAAUACACAGGUCACUGGCCGACACAUGAAUUAGCAGACAAUACCCGUUUUUUUCUCAACUUGCCUUUUCCAUAAUAUGUAUAAUGUGUAUUCUAUGUUGUCUCUACGCAAAUGAACCAGGAAUAUGUAGCCAAAUCAUGACAAAUAAACGAGGAAAUAGGGUUGGAAACAUGGGAGGAUACAAUUUUCACCCUUAAGGUCUU
Messenger RNA from Cajanus cajan (pigeon pea), 2683 nucleotides. The record is from RefSeq and is a predicted model, not a curated record. Lineage: Eukaryota; Viridiplantae; Streptophyta; Magnoliopsida; Fabales; Fabaceae.